UCCCGUUACCGCUGCUGCCUGUCCACUUCAUGGUUCCGGGGACUGAGACCGGGCAUAUUCAUUCUACGGUUAUUUCUUCCAAUCCCAGAUAUCUUCUGGGUCAGUCCGGAGUCCGCCUGCUUGUUACCUGUUAGAGGAGCUAAAGAGACAAGAUGGACAUCCGAGGUGCUGUUGAUGCUGCUGUCCCAACAAAUAUUAUUGCGGCCAAGGCUGCAGAGGUUCGUGCCAACAAGGUGUACUGGCAGUCUUAUCUUCAGGGUCAGAUGAUUUCUGGAGAAGACUGUGAAUUUAUUUUAAGGUUUGAAAAAUCCCUUGCUGAAGAGAAGAAAGCAAUCCUAACAAAUGAAAGCAAUCAGUGUGCUAAAACCUUCAUUAACUUGAUGACCCACAUUUCAAAGGAGCAGACAGUGCAGUACAUUUUAACCAUGGUGGAUGACAUGCUCCAGGAAAAUCAUCAGCGUGUUAGCAUAUUUUUUGACUAUGCUCGCCGUGGGAAAAACACUGCCUGGUCUUACUUUUUACCAAUGCUGAAUCGUCAGGACUUGUUCACAGUUCACAUGGCUGCACGUAUAAUUGCUAAAUUGGCUGCUUGGGGGAGAGAACUGAUGGAAGGCAGUGAUUUGAAUUACUACUUCAACUGGAUUAAAACUCAGCUGAGUUCACAGAAAUUACGAGCAAGUGGAACUGCCAUGGAAACAGGAACCGUCUCUCCAAGUGAUAGUUCCCAGUAUGUUCAGUGUGUCGCAGGAUGCCUUCAACUGAUGCUUAGGGUUAAUGAGUACCGUUUUGCGUGGGUGGAAGCAGAUGGUGUCAACUGCAUUAUGUCUGUAUUGAGUAACAAAUGUGGAUUCCAGCUUCAGUAUCAAAUGAUAUUUUCUAUCUGGUUGCUCGCAUUCAGCCCACAAAUGUGCGAGUAUUUACGAAGGUACAACAUUGUGCCAGUGCUCUCUGAUAUCCUUCAGGAAUCGGUCAAAGAGAAAGUAACACGUAUUAUUCUGGCAGCUUUCAAGAAUCUGCUGGAAAAUUCCACUGAGAGAGAAACUCGACAAGAAUAUGCAUUGGCAAUGAUCCAAUGCAAAGUGCUGAAGCAGCUUGAGAACCUGGAACAGCAGAAGUAUGAUGAUGUAGACAUUUCUGAAGAUAUCAAAUUCCUCUUGGAGAAACUAGGAGAAAGUGUGCAAGAUUUGAGCUCAUUUGAUGAGUACAGUUCUGAGCUGAAGUCGGGAAGACUGGAAUGGAGCCCAGUUCACAAAUCUGAGAAAUUCUGGAGAGAGAAUGCGGCAAGAUUAAAUGAGAAGAACUACGAGCUCUUAAAAAUCCUAACAAAACUUUUGGAAGUCUCUGAUGACCCUCAAGUUCUUGCCGUGGCUGCCCAUGACGUAGGAGAGUAUGUACGACACUACCCCAGAGGAAAAAGGGUGAUUGAGCAGUUGGGUGGGAAGCAACUGGUAAUGAACCACAUGCAUCAUGAAGACCAACAGGUCCGAUACAAUGCUUUGCUGGCUGUGCAGAAACUGAUGGUCCAUAACUGGGAAUAUCUUGGAAAACAGCUGCAAUCGGAACAACCACCAGCAGUGACUGCAAGGAGCUAACUGCAUCACGAAUGCCCAGUGGGUUUUCCCCAUCUGCUUCUCUUUAUCCAGUUAAUGGAGUUAUUUUAUUUUGGUUAUCCGCAGCUUCUGUGUUUUCUGCCCUCUCUUCCCAUUAACAUCCAUGUUCUAGUAAAGUAUAAAUGUGGACUAUUCUAAUGUUAUCCAGUUUUUCGCUAUAUCAUGAAACAAUUUCAAGAUCUUAAUCAAAGGUCAAAGGUACUGAAACUAAAUAGUGGUCAUUAUGUAUCCUGUGUAUUUAUUGAUACAGUAUGUGAAAAACACAAUUAAAUGGCACAUUCCAAGAAAAA
This is a messenger RNA of Nanorana parkeri, 1900 nucleotides long. RefSeq names its product ATPase H+ transporting V1 subunit H (gene ATP6V1H). The record is from RefSeq and is a predicted model, not a curated record. Gene Ontology annotation, cellular component: vacuolar proton-transporting V-type ATPase, V1 domain; lysosomal membrane. The coding region runs from base 153 to 1592 and encodes 479 amino acids. NCBI's taxonomy places the organism in Eukaryota, Metazoa, Chordata, Amphibia, Anura, Dicroglossidae. Gene Ontology annotation, molecular function: proton-transporting ATPase activity, rotational mechanism. The transcript has 15 exons. Gene Ontology annotation, biological process: proton transmembrane transport.